Molecule: messenger RNA, 687 nt
Organism: Ostertagia ostertagi
Lineage: Eukaryota; Metazoa; Nematoda; Chromadorea; Rhabditida; Trichostrongylidae
Source: the annotation of a GenBank genome assembly
GAAACUCGCGCUCUACAGUAUGCCGUGCCAGCAAACUGUCUACUCAUUGGUGCGUUAUCAUUACUGAUACCCACCGGACCGUUAUCAGCCGCUAUGAUGCUUGACGCAUUCCUGCUGGCUAUGGCUGCCAUCGGUAUCACCGGCCAUGCUGCCGUGCUUAUUGUGCCAAAUAUGGCUAUCAAGACGUUUCUUCUGCUCAUAAUGUUGUUCAUAGGAUGUGUAUCGAUUGAUACAUUUCAUGCUCAUUAUAUCAAGGAAGCUGCCGGUAUUAUCGGAGAAGCUGAGCGUCCUCCUUCGUACGCCUACUGUAUUUCCCAUUCCACCCCGUCGAUGUGCGUCUCUACCGAUGAGCUGCCAUCAUACGAAGAAGCUGUACGUAGGAGCAGUGUGCAGAAGCCGACGUGUUCGUCGGCACCUCUUCCACGAUCUGCUCAACUGCCAUGUUGUUCGAACAUCGAAACCACCGUUACCGUCAACGACGGCUGCGACCACCACCUGUUCGUCAACUCGACGGGGUCCUCGACUGAUGAAAUCGGAAACGUUUCGACAUCAUUCUCGUCCGAUGACUUCAUCUCAAGCCGUUCAAACGUCGGCAAUGAUCUCAGCGGGAAUCGCGAAGUCACAUCGAUCGUCUCGACCGCAACGAGUUGUGGCGAUUCAGAUCGAGAAUCCGCAAAACACCGCUGA